CUUGCCCCCUUGGUUUCCGUUUCCGGGCCUCGCUCGCGCGUGCGCACCAAAAACCAGUGCCGUGGUACCUCGCGCGAGUGCGCACGAGGUGAGGACGCGAUGGAGGGCUCGUCCUCUACCCCACCGGCGGCCUCAGCUGCCACUGCAACCUCCACUGCGACUCCAACUGAUCAGACCUCGCGGAACCAGCUGGACAAAGAGCAGAUUACAAAGGCGUUGGAAGCUCUGUUGACACAUUCCAAGUCCAGAAAAAACGAUAAUGGAUUGCUUUUGAAUGAAAGUGAAAAUUUAUUUUUAAUGGUGGUAUUAUGGAAAAUUCCAGAAAAGGAACUAAGGAUCAGAUUGUCCUUGCCUCAUGGAAUUCGAUCAGAUUUGUCAGAAAUCUGUUUGUUUACUAAAGAUGAGUGCAAAUCAACUGAAGAGACGGAACGUUUCUACAGAAAACUUUUGAACAAGCACGGAAUUAAAACCAUCUCUCGGAUUAUCCCUUUCAGGGCCUUAAAAACGGAAUAUAAAGCCUAUGAAGCCAAGCUCCGCCUUCUGGGUAGUUUUGACUUCUUCCUUGCUGAUGACAGAAUCCGGCGGCUUCUGCCCUCACACAUAGGGAGGCAUUUCUAUCGCAGGAAGAAAGUUCCAGUGCCUGUAAACCUUCUGGCCAAGAAUUUAUCGAACGUGAUUGACAGCUGUGUAGGUGGAACUGUCUUAAACAUCUCCAAGAGUGGCUCUUGCAGUACGAUACGCAUCGGACACACUGGGAUGCAGAUUCAGCACAUCAUUGAAAACAUCAUUGCCGUCACAAAAAGUCUCUCGGAAAAACUGCCAGAGAAAUGGGACAGCGUGAAACUCCUCUUUGUGAAGACUGAGAAGUCAGUUUCCCUUCCCAUCUUUUCCUCGUUUGUCAGCUGUCAGGGUGAGAACAACAGAGUGUCCUUCCGCAAACUGAAGGAAGAGGAGGCAAAAAAACAAGAGAAAGAGAGAAAAAUCCGUGAAAAACAGAAGCUGAAGAAGAAAAACAAGAAAUUAAGGCGACGAGCUAGGGAGGCUGCAGCCCUACGUAAAAAUGGCAUGGCACCUAAAACUGGUGGUCCAGCGAAGGGCCCUGGGUCCCAGAAGAAAAAGACCAAGCCGGUAAAGCCCCAGCUAAAAGCAGCAGAUGCAGCGGACGAAGAAAUUCCACAACUAGUACCAAUAGGUAGUUCUCUGGCUAAAGAAGAUGUCAAGGCCACAGAAAAGAAGUCUCCAAAAAAAAGUCUUGGUCCCAGGACACCUCGAGCCAAGAAGAGAAAGGCCCUGCCACCUACAGAGACCCCAGAAACUGCAGAGCCUGAGACCCCAGGUAAAGGCCCAGUGAAGAAGCCGAAAGUGGAACAGAAAAAGAAAGAAAGAAAAUCUGCACUGGGGAAAAAAGACCCAAAACAGACUCCUAAAAAGCCAGAGGCCAAGCUCUUCGCUGCUCCUAGCAAAUCUGCAAGGAAAGCUCUCAACACCCCCAAACGGAGGCUGAAGAAGUCCAAAGUGGCCCAGUCAACCCCAAAUCAAUGACUCAACCAGAAGGAGCUCUCCCAAAAAUACUUGGGUCCUGGGCUUUGAGUGUAGCUCAGUGGUAGAGUACAAGACUAUAGCAUGCACAGCGCCCCCAGAUUCCGUCCCUAGCACCACAGAAAAUAAAUAGAAAUCAAAAUAAAAAU
Sciurus carolinensis (gray squirrel) is the source of this 1688-nucleotide messenger RNA. RefSeq names its product ribosomal L1 domain containing 1 (gene Rsl1d1). Gene Ontology annotation, cellular component: 90S preribosome. Bases 100 to 1542 code for a protein of 480 amino acids. The transcript has 9 exons. NCBI's taxonomy places the organism in Eukaryota, Metazoa, Chordata, Mammalia, Rodentia, Sciuridae. The record is from RefSeq and is a predicted model, not a curated record.